This is a messenger RNA of Carica papaya (papaya), 2378 nucleotides long. The record is from RefSeq and is a predicted model, not a curated record. NCBI's taxonomy places the organism in Eukaryota, Viridiplantae, Streptophyta, Magnoliopsida, Brassicales, Caricaceae.
GCUAAAACCCUUCCCCCCCGCUCCCAUUGUCAAAACAGUUAAACCCUUCCUCUGGUUUUCUCGCUCCUUUCCUGGGGGGGGGAGGUGUCCCCUGUACUCCUCAUUGAGCUUGACGUCGAUCAAAUCCAGUUCAUAACCAUUCUCUUCUACUGAUCUAUCAUGGAGGAAAACAGAUAGAAGCAGACACAAGAGGGAGAAGGAGAAGAAGAAGAAGAAGAAGAAGAAGAAGAAGAAGAAGAAGAAGAAGAAGAAGCAGAAGAGGAGGAAGCGAGGGUAGGGAAAUCGCAAGAGGAGAAAUUAGAACGAUUCCCAGGGGCACGUGAUGGAUAUUUCGGAAGAUGUGGGCUAUCUAUGGUUGUCACAAGGAUUCCUGGAGAUUGGAUGAAAUUGCUGGUGUUCUGAGAGAUCCUAGGGAGGUAGUCCGAGAUUGGUUUUAAAGGAAAAUUCAGGUGGAUGAAUCAAUUCAAGCUGAAUUACUAGCUUUAAGGGAAGCAGCUACGUUCUUAGCCAAGAUGCAUCAGAUUGAAUCAAAUCAUAUUGUGAUGGAGUGUAACCUACUUUGGUGAUCUUAUGGAUGAAAAACCAAGCAUUUGGCCUAAAGAUUGAGGAUAAUUUCUCGCACUUUCGUAUUCUAAUUGAUUGUCAUAUUGUUAGGGACAAGUUAUUUUACUAUUACCCCAGCAAAUCGGGAGGUUUAACUGACUCACCUGUUAUCUUUUUGUUACGAUGCCUGCUGCUGAACUUAUGGUACCCAAGAGGCUGAAGAUCAAAUUUGGCAACCGGAGAAUUAAAGAGAUCAAUAUUGUUAAUUCUGAAUGUGAUAAAUCUGUUACUACAAAUUCUGUCUCUAAAGUGCGUCCUUCUUCUGAUGGCAAUAAGAAGUCUGUGGUUCAAUCUUCUGGUAGCAAGAAGCUGUCUUCUGUCGACAUUUCAAAUGACCAAUUCUUUGUGCAAGGUGUGAACAAGCGUAGAUCUCAAGAAUUAACUGAGGAUCAACUGAAAAAGAGGCAGAAGAUGGAUCGCAGUUCUACACAGCAGUGUUCCCAUCUUCUUCAAAUUCUGAUGAGGCAUCGGUUUGGCUGGAUUUUUAAUCAACCUGUAGAUCCUGUUAAAUUGAAGAUUCCUGAUUAUUUUUCUGUAAUUUCUAAGCCAAUGGAUCUUGGAACAAUUAAGUCAAAUUUGGAUAACAAUAUUUACCUUGGACUGGAGGCAUUUGCAGCUGACGUCAGACUCACAUUUUCGAAUGCCAUGAUUUACAAUCCCCCAUCAACUGAUGUUCAUCAAAUGGCAAAGGAGCUCCUAGAGCUUUUUGAGUUGAGAUGGAAAUCUGUAGAGGAGAAAGGAAUUGGACGAAACAGUGGUCUGAGAAAAAUUGAUGAGACAAGAGAGAGCAAUCCUAAAACACCUCAAUUGUGCAGGAGUUCCGUGCUGAAGAGGCCAAAACGAGGUGAAAAGGCUGUGAGGAAUUCUGAGGCAUCUACAGUGGUAUCACAGGUUGAGGGGCUUCCUAAAGCAGCUCAGAACCCUGCAACCAAGUUGUUUGGUCAGAGUUUACUUAAAGGUUCAGAUAUCACUUUGGAUAAAUCCCAUGAAGAUCAGCCCUGUGGUGUUGAAGCUUCAGAACAGGCAAGAAGCUUUCCAGCAACACAAAGGAGCAUGUCGGAUUCACAUUCUGAUGGGACAGUGACUUCUGUUGAUGAUGCAAAUGUGUGUUCUGUUUCUCAGCCCACAGUUCCCCUGGCUGAUGCUGCUUCUGGAGAAGGAUUGACAAUCCAAAUGUUUGAUGUUCAAAUGUCACCAAAAAAAUCUCUCCGAGCAGUACUGCUAAAGAGUCGCUUCGCGGACACUAUCUUGAAAGCAAAACAGAAAACACUCCUUGGCCAUAGGAAUAGAGCUGAUCAAGCAAAGAUGCAGGAGGAGAAAGAAAAACUGGAGAAGAGGCACCAGGAAGAGAAAGCUAGAAUUGAAGCCGAAAUCCGAGCUGCUUCAGCUGCCUCACAGAUUGAGUUGAGGAGGCAACGGGAAAGAGAUAGAGAAACUGCUCGAAUUGCACUGCAGAAGAUGGGGAAGACUGUUGAGUUUGAAGAUAAUCUGAAGGUUCUAAAAGAACUCGAGUCACUGUCUAAGUGUUCCUUGUAUUACCCAAUGCGAGGGCGUAAAAAUGGUAGUUCCAAGCAUCCACUGGAGCAGUUGGGUUUGUUUUUGAAGGAUGAUUAGUUUUUUAAGCGAGGAUGAAGAGACAAUUUUGAACGGCAAUAUGGAGGAUGGAGUUAUUUUUGUAUCAAAGUCUCAUUUUCUCUUGAGAAGUUAAAAGAAAUAGUAAUAUCAUUGUAAAUAAACAUUUUUUGUUGAGGUAAUAAGAAUAAUUUUUCUUAUUA